AUGUUCGCCCACCAGUUCGACCAUUCCUUGAAUGACCUGGAUUUAUUUAAUCAGUACGUCAAUAUGGACAACUCCAGCGUGGAUGGCAACAAAGAUGUCUCGUUCCCUGGCGAUCUUGACCAAAUAUUUCAGCUCGAGUCGUUGUCCAGCGACUGUGGCGAGCACUCUCCGGCCAUCUCCACCUCGACGCAACCCCAUCAGGCCGUCCACGCUUGGACUAAGGACUUUUGGUGUCUGUCCCAGGACCCAGAUUCAUCUACGGGUCACGCCCAUUUCUCUCUACAGGAUACUGUUCAUCCGUCAGCCGUCUCCGAUCUAGCUGUCAAUUUCGAGGCCCCGCCCACUGCUGCGUGUGCCCCAGAAUCCCGCCCAUCCCCGACCACACCCCCAGCAACUCCCAGUCGCAAGACUAAAGCUGCUGUCAUCACGCCCAAGGCCAUCCGCCGUCACCGUGAGCCUAAUGACCGUCGUGGUCCGCUGCACAAACCGAGCUUCUCCCCCGGCAUUCCCCGCUCAACACAGAUCCAACGGACCAGAAUGGCCUACCCCGAAGCUUGGGCUCAGCGGUUCAACAACUUCAGUUUCCGCAAUUCCGAUGAACGCUUGCCUCUAUCCCCACCUCCCUCAGAUAUCCUCGUGCAGCAAGAGAACAUGGCUGCAGACACCGCACACCUGAACCGCGCCGAAGCGCUAUCGAAGCCUUCCUCCGAGAUGCCUCCCCAUUAUGACACUGGCAUGUUCAAUCCAUCGCCUGCCAUCUCUAUGCCCUCGCCUUCGACAGCUACACUGGCGGGACAGCCUCCGAGAUAUUUAAGCCAGUCCAGCAGCUCUGGAUUGCCCACCUCAAGCCCCCCUUCGGCCGACGAGAUCUUCUCCUCCCCACAUUCCUCGGGCCCUCAGUCCAUGUCUUCGUGGCAUUCCGACUCUCUUGGCUCCUCUGGGAUUCCGUACAGCACUCCUGACCUGAACGGGCACGAUGCCCAAGCAUGGUGGUCACCAAUGACGUCUCGAGUUCCCCAGCGCCAACCGUCAUAUCAGCAAAUGGUAGCAUCCCCAGCUGCACAACGGCCGAUUCAGAACUCCGCCAACCAGAAUGACAUGCUGCAAGGGGGACUGAUGAUUCAACUCGACCCCUCAUCAUUCGACCUAUCUAACACACACUCGUCAUUCCCGUCGGCUGGCAUGCCCUCCGCCCCUAACGGCCACGAGAGCCGUCCCUACACCCACCACACCGCAGCACCAGUGGAUUCGUCCUCUUUUGUCACCCCGCAAAUGCCUCCCACUCACUCGCGGUCCCCGUCACUGUCUCCGGGCUCGGGUGCCUCUCCCAAGAAUGGAACCAUGAUGCACAAUGGAAGCAGAAGGACGAUCCACCGCCAGAAUCUCAACCGAAAGCUAUCCUCUAACUCCAUGAACGCGCCUAAACCCGUCAAGGGACUCCACACAACAAGCCCUAAGGGAGGCAAUAAGUCCGUCACCGUGUCCUUCGUCAACUUCACCCCAAGCGAUCACCAGAAGAUCCUCACUGGCGUUGCCCCCAGUGGCAGCUCCAAGACGAAGGCACGACGCGAGCAAGAAGCCCGCGAUAGACGGCGCAAAAUCUCAGAAGUCGCCUUGCAGGCCAUCCGAAAGGCCGGAGGCGACGUUGAGGCUCUCGAGGCCAUCCUCUGCUAA
This is a messenger RNA of Aspergillus ibericus CBS 121593, 1674 nucleotides long. It is a transcript of the gene wetA, whose product is annotated as developmental regulatory protein WetA. The transcript has a single exon. NCBI's taxonomy places the organism in Eukaryota, Fungi, Ascomycota, Eurotiomycetes, Eurotiales, Aspergillaceae. The coding region runs from base 1 to 1674 and encodes 557 amino acids. The record is from RefSeq and is a predicted model, not a curated record.